This is a messenger RNA of Mercurialis annua (annual mercury), 2517 nucleotides long. RefSeq names its product phospholipid:diacylglycerol acyltransferase 1-like. NCBI's taxonomy places the organism in Eukaryota, Viridiplantae, Streptophyta, Magnoliopsida, Malpighiales, Euphorbiaceae. Gene Ontology annotation, cellular component: cytoplasm. The transcript has 7 exons. The record is from RefSeq and is a predicted model, not a curated record. Bases 175 to 2223 code for a protein of 682 amino acids. Gene Ontology annotation, biological process: lipid metabolic process.
UUUCCAGUAGUUCCAAACAGUAGCAAAAGUAAAAUGUUAUGUUUGGAUUAUAAUUUUUAAAGAAAAAGUUUCAAACUUUGCUUUGAAUUCUCUAUUUUAUUUAUCAAAAUUCUCAAUCACAAGCUGAUAAAAGAUUACAAAUUUACAAACUUUUUCUCUAACCCCAGAUAGAAAAUGCCUCUAAUCCGAAGAAAAAAGCCCACUGAAUCAGAUUCAAAGACAAAUCAAACUGAAGAACAAGAACAAGAACACCAAGAACAAGAAGAAGAUGACAAACAUAAUAAAAAAAAGAAACAAAAUCCGAAGGAUAAGAAAAAUACCGAACCAAUCAAGCCAAAAUGGUCCUGCAUAGAUGGUUGUUGCUGGCUGGUUGGUUGGAUAUGCGUAACAUGGUGGCUUUUACUGUUUCUUUUCAAUGCAAUGCCUGCUUCUUUGCCUCAAUAUGUUACUGAGGCUAUCACCGGUCCUUUGCCGGAUCCUCCCGGUGUUAAGCUCAGAAAAGAGGGGCUGAAAGCUAAGCAUCCGGUGGUGUUUGUUCCCGGGAUUGUUACUGCUGGACUUGAAUUGUGGGAGGGUCAUCAGUGUGCUGAUAGUUUGUUCAGAAAAAGGCUUUGGGGUGGUACUUUUGGUGAAGUUUAUAAGAGGCCUCUCUGCUGGGUGGAGCAUAUAUCACUAGACAAUGAAACUGGUUUGGAUCCUCCUGGUAUAAGGGUCAGGGCAGUCUCUGGACUAGUGGCUGCUGAUUACUUUGCUCCAGGCUAUUUUGUGUGGGCAGUUCUGAUUGCUAACUUGGCACGGAUUGGAUAUGAGGAAAAAACAAUGUACAUGGCCUCAUAUGAUUGGAGACUUUCAUUUCAGAACACUGAGGUCCGUGACCAAACGUUGAGCAGCAUAAAGAGUAAUAUAGAACUUUUGGUUGCUGCAAAUGGCGGAAACAAGGCUGUUAUUGUUCCACAUUCCAUGGGUGCUUUGUACUUUCUGCAUUUUAUGAAGUGGGUUGAGGCACCAGCUCCAAUGGGCGGAGGGGGUGGACCGGAUUGGUGUGCAAAGCAUAUCAAGGCGGUCAUGAAUAUCGGGGGUCCAUUUUUAGGUGUUCCAAAAGCCGUUGCUGGCCUUUUCUCUGCUGAAGCAAGGGAUAUUGCUGUUGCCAGGGCCAUCACACCAGGCUUCUUGGACAAUGAUAUGUUCCGUCUACAGACAUUGCAACAUGUGAUGAGAAUGUCUCGUACAUGGGAUGCAACCAUGUCGAUGAUUCCAAGAGGUGGAGACACUAUAUGGGGUGAUGUUGACUGGUCACCUGAAGAAGGUUACAUUCAUAGAAAAAGAAAGCAAACAAAUAAUGCAACUGAUAAUACAAACCAAGAUGGAGAGGAAAGUGAGAUUUCUCAAAAGAAGAGUGUUAAAUAUGGAAGAAUGAUAUCGUUUGGGAAAGAUGUAGCAGAAGCACCUUCAUCUGAAAUUGAGAGGAUUGACUUCAGGGGUGCCGUAAAGGGUCAGAGUAUUGCAAACAAUACGCGCGUUGAUGUGUGGACAGAGUACAAUGAUAUGGGUAUUGGAGGUAUUAAAGCUGUUGCAGAAUAUAAGGUCUAUACUGCUGGAUCAAUCAUAGACCUGCUUUAUUUUGUUGCCCCAAAAAUGAUGAACCGUGGUAGUGCUCAUUUCUCUUACGGAAUUGCUGACAAUUUGGACGACCCAAAGUACGAACACUACAAAUAUUGGUCGAAUCCCCUGGAAACAAAGUUACCAAAUGCUCCCGAAAUGGAAAUAUUUUCCAUGUAUGGCGUCGGAAUACCAACUGAAAGAGCUUAUGUUUACCAGUUAUCUCUAGCUGCUGAGCGCUACAUUCCAUUUCAGAUUGAUACAUCAGCUGAUGAGGGAGGUGAAGAUGGCUGUUUGAAAGACGGAGUGUAUACUGUUGACGGGGACGAGACUGUUCCUGUUUUAAGUGCCGGGUUCAUGUCUGCUAAAGCUUGGCGUGGGAAAACGAGGUUCAAUCCUUCAGGAAGUCGAAAUUACAUUAGGGAGUAUGAUCAUUCACCUCCAGCUAAUUUGCUAGAGGGCCGAGGCACACAAAGCGGUGCCCAUGUCGAUAUAAUGGGUAAUUUUGCUUUAAUUGAGGAUAUUAUGCGAGUAGCAGCUGGUGCUACAGGAGAAGAGUUAGGAGGUGAUCGAGUUUACUCAGAUAUCUUUAAGUGGUCUCAGAAGAUCAACUUACCACUAUAAAUUGCAAGAAACGAUUUUCUCGACAGCUUUCUGUUCCGCUUGUGCUUGCCGUGGAUACUAUAAUUCUGAAACCAGAGAUAUCUGAAAGUGAUUGUGAUUGAAGUUGCAAAGCUGGCUGCACAGCAGCAUUCAUAUUCUGAUAUUCACUUAUCCAUUAAUGUAAAGAUGAAUUACAGUUCUUAUUGUCCUUGCUUUAAUUACCAUUCAUUUGAUAUAUAGUAAAUAAAUAUAUAUCUUCUGUAAUUCUUAUUGCUGAGACAUCAAAGAUGGAAAUAUUAGUAUAUAAAUUCUACA